AUGGCUCUCCGGCGCUCCGCCCGCUUGAGCGCCGCUGUUCUCCCGCUCCAAGCAGCAAUCCAGCCACCUUCGAACCCAGCAAACGGCGUUACGAAAGCCCGCAAAAUAUCAACAAAAGAGAAGAAGAAACAGACGCAGAAGAAGACACAGAUUUUGAGUUCGCUUCCUCAACUAUCCCUCUCCAAUGACGCAAACCUUCUCUCCUCUACACCGGUCCUCAAACCAUCCUCAACUUCCUCUACUUCAACCCCAACGGGCGAAGCCGAGCGUACAUCCGCAAACAACAGCGCUUACUGGGAGAACAAUGCAAUAUCAAAUCCUCAAAAGAGACCGCAGACCCCUCCCCCGCUCGACCGCCCCGUUGAACCCCACCGAACAAACGCUACCCUCCUAACGCCCCACGGCUCCUCGCUCGUUGCCUACCCACCGGGGACAGAGGACAUCUCGCCCUCAAAAAGUGGCCUUCCACGACCCACGGCGACAACGGGCACGCUCCUCGAGAAAGCAACCGCACACUUGAUAGCCACCGACCCCCGUCUGAAACCGCUCAUAGAAGCACACCGGUGCGCGCUCUUCUCGCCAGAGGGACUUGCCGAACGGAUCGAUCCUUUCCGGAGCCUCGUGAGCACUAUAAUCGGGCAGCAGGUUUCUGGCGCGGCUGCGAGGUCUAUAAAGGAGAAAUUUGUGGCGCUGCUGUGGGGGCUGAAUCAUGCGGAUGGGGUGAACGGGGCAGAUGGUGCUACUGCACGCGAUAAAGAUAUUGAGGGUUACUUCCCGACUCCCGAGGAAAUAGGACGUUCCGAUAUCGCUACGCUACGGACGGCGGGGUUGUCCCAGCGAAAAGCAGAGUAUAUUCAUGGUCUUGCGGAGAAGUUUGCAAGUGGGGAGUUGAGUGCGAGGAUGUUGCUGAAUGCUAGCGAUGAGGAGCUGUUGGAGAAGCUGACGGCUGUGAGGGGCUUGGGGAGGUGGUCUGUUGAGAUGUUUGCUUGCUUCACGCUCAAGCGAAUCGACGUGUUUUCAACGGGGGAUUUGGGUGUUCAGCGAGGCUGCGCAGCGUUCUUGGGAAAAGACGUCGGUAAACUAAAGGCAAAAGGUGGUAAGUUCAAGUACAUGUCAGAAAAGGAUAUGUUGGAGCUGGCUGCCAAGUUCGCGCCGUAUAGGAGCCUCUUCAUGUGGUACAUGUGGCGCGUAGAGGAUGUCGACAUCACCGUCAUGACUGGUUGA
Messenger RNA from Aspergillus calidoustus, 1224 nucleotides. The record is from the annotation of a GenBank genome assembly. NCBI's taxonomy places the organism in Eukaryota, Fungi, Ascomycota, Eurotiomycetes, Eurotiales, Aspergillaceae.